CUCCAACACUAAACUCCAGCGCUGAGCGAGAUCUACUACAUCCAUCUCCAUCCAUUUCUUUUAUUUAAUUAGUUUUAAUUUAGAUUUCUAAUUCUAAUUUAUUAAAAAAUUUUAAUUUCUGCGACUCGCAUCCCGUUCGGCUCGCUUCGCUCCGGUCCGGUUUGUCCGUGUGAGCCCCCGCCCACCGACACCGACACAGAAACAGAGCCAACCCAAGUGUGUGCCUGCCAGCCCCUCCGUUGUGUGUGCGUUUGCUCAGAAAUUGUCUGUUGUGUGGAAAAAAUGUCGAAGAAUAAAAUAAACACAACCUCGGCCACGGCCACCGGCGCUGAAACGAAUCUAAUCGAAGUGAAAUCAAAGUUCGAUGCCGAAUUCCGACGCUGGAGCUUCAAGCGCAACGAAACGGAGCAGAGCUUCGACAAGUUCGCGGCACUCAUCGAGCAGCUGCACAAGCUGGCGAAUAUUCAGUUUCUGAUACUCUACAUCGAUCCGCGGGACAACGAUCUGCUGCCCAUCAACAACGAUGAUAACUUCGGGCGUGCGCUCAAGACGGCACGACCCCUGCUGCGUGUGAUAGUGCAACGCAAAGAUGAUCUGAACGAGUACUCUGGCUUUGGGACGAUGAAGCCGCGCAACCUCAUUGGCAGCAUACUGCUCGGCCAUACGCCGGUUAAGACCAAGGCGCCAUCGAUAUCGAAGCCCCACGACUUUCGCCAGGUUUCGGCCAUCAUUGAUGUGGACAUUGUGCCGGAGACGCAUCGGAGGGUGCGCCUGCUGAAGCACGGCAGCGACAAGCCGCUGGGAUUCUACAUACGCGACGGAACAUCGGUGCGGGUGACGUCCAGCGGCCUGGAGAAGCAGCCGGGCAUAUUCAUAUCUCGCUUGGUGCCGGGCGGACUGGCCGAGAGCACUGGCCUGCUGGCCGUCAACGAUGAGGUUAUCGAGGUGAACGGCAUCGAAGUGGCUGGCAAGACGCUGGAUCAGGUCACCGACAUGAUGGUGGCCAACAGCUCCAAUUUGAUCAUAACCGUCAAGCCGGCCAAUCAGCGCACGCUCACGUCCACACAUCGCGGCUCCUUCUCGCGCAACAGUCAGCUGUCGAGCGGUUCGCAUCACACAAAUCACACGAACACCUCCGACGAGAUUGAGCACGAUGAUCAGGAUGAUAUUGUCGAUCUAACAGGCGUCACGCUCGAUGAGAGUCCCACGGGCACCUCCUCCACCGGCAGUCACAACAAUCAUCAGCCGCAAACGCAGCAGCAGUCAUCGUCACCGCCCACGCAUCACCAUCCGGCAGCCUCCAAUGCGUCCACAAUAAUGGCCAGCGAUGUCAAGGAUGGUGUGCUGCACUUGUAAGCCAGGCAGCCAGCGACAGAAGGAACGGCAAGCGACGACCACACCACACCACCACACACAUUUGAUGGAACCAGAGAGAGAGAGAGAGAGAGUUCAGGCCUGUCGCGCGGGGUACAUUAGUGUGUAGAUCGAGAGCCUUGAGCCAGUCAAUUAAGCGUAAAGUUCAAUGAGAUAAUCCCCGACACAGGCCACGUACAUAUAUCAUUAUAGCAUAUAUAAAAUGUUUUUAUAUGCAGCUACACGACUCUCCCCCACCCAUACAUUCCACACACACACACACACCCAUACAUUCAUUUGCAUGUUUUUGGAAUGCAGUUUGUCCCUUUGUUUUUUAUCUAUUUUCCUUUUACUUUUCAUAUUUAUUUGGGUAUUUAAAUUUUGUAGUCCCCCCUCUGAUGAUGUUGCAUUAGAUUAGAACGAGAUGGCAAGAUGGAGAUUGAGACAGAGCAGCAGAGAGCAAGCAUUAAAUGCUGAAAAAGAGAGAGACAGAGAGAGAGAGAGAGAGAGAGAGAGAAACACAUUCCAUUUUUUGUAAACCCAAAAAACAAAAACUCACAAAAAUGUCUGCACAUUUAAAGCGUGGAUUUGUGUGCAUUAUUUUUAAACAAAAGAUUUCUGUAAGUUCCAUUUUACUUGUGUGUCCAGUUUAAACUUUUAUUCCACAUUUUGUUAUGUUAAACGAUUAUUAAUCAUAUCUAUAUUUUUUUUUGUCAUUUUACACUCGUGUUUUUGUCGUAAUUGUGUGUCCCCCAAUACUCGUUCCAAGUUCUUUUUAACAAAUACAAAAAUAUUUAUGUUCAUCAUCGUAGGAUAGGAGAGAAGUUCGGGGUAGAUAAAGUUAAACAAACACCAACAGCGCCUUCGCCUUUAAGAGAGCAAAUUCGAUACUUUUUAUAUGUUU
Messenger RNA from Drosophila guanche, 2257 nucleotides. RefSeq names its product partitioning defective protein 6 (gene par-6). Gene Ontology annotation, molecular function: protein binding. The record is from RefSeq and is a predicted model, not a curated record. Gene Ontology annotation, biological process: centrosome cycle. NCBI's taxonomy places the organism in Eukaryota, Metazoa, Arthropoda, Insecta, Diptera, Drosophilidae. The coding region runs from base 283 to 1356 and encodes 357 amino acids. The transcript has 3 exons.